AUGUCACUUUCCAUCACAUCCAGCGUCUUUUUGAAAAGCGGUCAAAGAAUCCCGCAAAUCGGUUUUGGGACUUAUGAGAGCACGUCUGAAGAAGCUUAUACGUCCGUGAAGCAAGCUUUAGAAGCUGGCUACAGGCAUAUUGACACAGCAGAAUGGUACGAGAAUGAAGAGGCGUGCGGCAGUGCGAUCAACGACUUCAUGGCGCAAUCUGGUGUACCACGCGGGGAGAUUUUCUACACAACAAAAUUAAUGGCCAAUGAUGGUCUAGAGCAUUCCCGCAAAGCCAUUCGCGAGAGUGUGAGAUUAAGUGGAUUGGGUUAUUUAGACCUUUACUUGAUUCACGGCCCAUAUCCACACAAGGAAGGCAGAUUGGCUUCGUGGCAAGCUAUCGAGGAGGCGAUCGACGAGGGGCUCAUUAGAUCUGCUGGUGUAUCAAAUUAUGGAAUUCGCCAUCUAGUUGAACUCUCCUCAACUAAACACCCCGUCUCCGUUAAUCAGCUCGAUCUACACCCAUUCAUGCAGCGUAGAGAAGAUGUUGCUUACAACAAACAGAAAAACAUCUCUCUUGAAGCUUGGGGCCCGCUCGCGCGCGCUAUGAGAUUCAAUAACCCUAUCCUCAAACGCCUCAGCGAGAAACACGCUAAAUCUCCUGCUCAGGUGCUCCUCCGCUGGUCUGUCCAGAAGGGAUACAUCCCUCUCCCUAAAUCUGUCAAAAGAGAGCGCUUAGAGGCUAAUAAAAAUAUUUUCGACUUUGAGCUGUCUCAAGAUGACAUGGCCGAAUUGGACAGCUUGGACGAGUACCUCGUCACUGACUGGGACCCAAUUGGAGAUGCAUCUGUGUAA
Molecule: messenger RNA, 843 nt
Organism: Wallemia ichthyophaga EXF-994
Lineage: Eukaryota; Fungi; Basidiomycota; Wallemiomycetes; Wallemiales; Wallemiaceae
Exons: 3
Coding region: 1-843 (280 amino acids)
Molecular function (GO): oxidoreductase activity
Source: RefSeq, a predicted model, not a curated record